This is a messenger RNA of Moesziomyces antarcticus, 858 nucleotides long. Its product is annotated as ubiquitin-conjugating enzyme. NCBI's taxonomy places the organism in Eukaryota, Fungi, Basidiomycota, Ustilaginomycetes, Ustilaginales, Ustilaginaceae. Gene Ontology annotation, biological process: proteasome-mediated ubiquitin-dependent protein catabolic process; protein polyubiquitination. The record is from RefSeq and is a predicted model, not a curated record. Gene Ontology annotation, molecular function: ubiquitin conjugating enzyme activity. The coding region runs from base 1 to 858 and encodes 285 amino acids. The transcript has 5 exons.
AUGCUCGGAAGCGUCGGCAGCUGCCCGACACCACGGCUGGUCGCGCCACUCGGCUUCCUCCACCUUCCCUUUGCGCCCACACCUUCGACGCUCUACUGGCUCCGGCUGCUCGUCAACUUUCGCAUCAGCGCUACCUCACCAGUCACAUCCAGCACGAGGCAGCACCUUCGGAACCAAGCCUACAACGCUCAAGCUCGUCGUCAAGUCUGCCCGGCUAGGUUAACACCCGUUCCUAUCGGCUGCCCCUCGACCGUUGCCACCUCCGCGAGCACCGCCUGCUCUCUGCCCGAAGUGACCCUCUCGCAAGCAGAUCGACCCCUUCCGCGCUUCACCAAGAUGACUUCGUCGCCAUCUGGCAACACGCUGCUGCUCAAGCGUCAGCUCACCGAGCUGCGCAAGCGUCCCGUCGACGGCUUCAGCGCCGGCCUCAAGGACGAGAGCAACCUCUUCGAAUGGGAGAUCAUGAUCAUCGGCCCCAACGAUACGCUCUACGAAGGCGGCUUCCUCCGCGCCGAGUUGAUAUUCCCACCAGAGUACCCGCUUCUGCCGCCCAAGAUGAAGUUCAUCACACCCAUGUGGCAUCCCAACAUUUACGCCGACGGCACCGUCUGCAUCUCCAUCCUCCACGCCCCGGGCAAGGACGAGUACGGCUACGAAGACGCCAGCGAGCGUUGGCUUCCCGUGCACACCGUCGAGUCGAUCCUCAUUUCGGUCAUCAGCCUGCUGUCGGCCGACGUGCCCAACACCGACUCGCCAGCAAACAUCGAUGCCGCCAAGCAGGUCAGAGAAGACCUCACAGGCUACAAGAAGAAGGUUCGAAGGCUGGUAAGGCAGUCGGCAGAGGAAGCAUUCGACUAG